AUGGACACUGACAGUUUGAUAAGAAUAUGCAGUACAGGUUUCAAACCAGAAGCAAUCGCCGAGGCUAAACGUCUUCUUUACGAAUCCAUUGGGGACGAGAAUGCAAAAAUGAUAUCCAGAAGGAAAGAGAAGGAGAAAAAAGAUCUAGAGGAUAUGAUCACCCUGCUUCACAAUACUAGUGCAGAAAAAAUUCCAAUAUUCGUUGCGAAAGACCUGCAUCUCUUGCCACCAGUUAACUUUGAUCACCUGGACGCGACUAGAUUGUUGAAGGACCUGUUGAUUUUACAGUCGCAAGUUCGUGAUAUCCGGGAGACCUUUGUGACAAAAGAAGACCUAAAUGUGUUAAAAAGUGAAGUGCAAAAUCAAAAUAAAGCGCUUAAUUCAAUCACAAAUUCUAUGUCUUCAUUCGCUAACGUAAAUUAUAAAAGAGGUGCAUAUUUAUUUGACGGUAGCAGCGGUCCGAUGGGAAUGACAUUCAACAGCUCAGCGGUGUCGGUGACCGAGCGCGAUGACGUCGAUGAACUUGAGCAAGCGCGCGUUCCCUUAUCAACUACGGUGCGGCCGCAUAUAUCCAUCCCACCUCAACUGCCUAGUGACUCGCGGCCGCGGCCGGCGCAGGAGCAGCAGAGAGAUAAGGAACCGGUCGCGAUUGUUACUAAGGAGCUAAUGCAAAACUCAACGCUAAUAAGCAACUCUAAUGACUUGGAACACAGGUCACUAAUUGAAAAUAAGCCGGAGGAAAAAUUGACAUACUCGGAUGUUCUGCAAAAGGAAGGGGAAUGGAAGUACACAGACGAAGGUAGUGAGGGAGAAUGGAUUUUAAAUGAAAAGAGAAAACGAUAUAGAAACCAGUUUGUCAGUAGCACCGGUAAGGCGACAAUUGCGAGAGAUGCGAAAUUUAAGCCAGCGGAGAUUAAAAUACCGCUGUUUAUCUCAAACGUUCAUACCGAUGUGUCAGAAAAUGAUGUUGUAAAUUACAUUUAUGAGAAAACGAAUGAAAGAGUCUCACUAUCGAAGCUUUCAAUGAAAAGAGACAAGGGUUACAACUCUUAUAAAGCAUACGUAGAUAGGACUAAAUUGAAUAUCUAUUUAGAUGACAAUAUGUGGCCGGCGGGGAUUACUUUCAGGCGAUUUGUUACAAUAAGGAGGACGGACAAGGCGGAGAUAAGAACGAGUGAACAGCGGGCGUGUAAUAAUAAUAACAAAUAA
Messenger RNA from Cydia pomonella (codling moth), 1209 nucleotides. RefSeq lists its product as uncharacterized. The transcript has a single exon. The record is from RefSeq and is a predicted model, not a curated record. Bases 1 to 1209 code for a protein of 402 amino acids. Lineage: Eukaryota; Metazoa; Arthropoda; Insecta; Lepidoptera; Tortricidae.